Alosa alosa (allis shad) is the source of this 1218-nucleotide messenger RNA. RefSeq names its product eukaryotic translation initiation factor 2B, subunit 1 alpha (gene eif2b1). Gene Ontology annotation, biological process: translational initiation. Gene Ontology annotation, molecular function: guanyl-nucleotide exchange factor activity; translation initiation factor activity. The coding region runs from base 152 to 1060 and encodes 302 amino acids. The transcript has 10 exons. The record is from RefSeq and is a predicted model, not a curated record. Lineage: Eukaryota; Metazoa; Chordata; Actinopteri; Clupeiformes; Clupeidae. Gene Ontology annotation, cellular component: eukaryotic translation initiation factor 2B complex.
GUCAUCUCAAUGAGACGAAACAUUCACAGAACAUGCAGAACACACAGCACAGCUGCUAUAUAACUAAAUAACGCAAAUAAGGCGCGUAUCCCGCAUACUACUCUAUUCUUCAGUUUUCGGGUCUCUUCAUUGGUCAGAUCUGGUGGGCAAAAUGGAUGAAGGAGAGUUAGUGGAAUACUUCAGAACUCAAAUGAGUCAAGAUCCAGAUGUUGCCUCAGCAGUGGCCGCAAUUCGCUCUCUCCUGGAGUUCCUGAAAAGAGACCAAAGUGAGACAAUCUUGGGCCUGAGAGAGAACAUGACACGGGCCAUCGGCCGGCUGCAGGAGGCAGACUCCUCAGUGGCAGUGUCCUCAGGAGGAGAGCUCUUCCUCCGCUUCAUCACCCUCACAUCACUGGAACAUCCGGACCUCUCUCAGUGCAAAAAGGUGAUGGUUGAAAGAGGGGAACUGUUCCUGAAGAAGAUCUCACUCUCCAGAAACAAGGUGGCCAAACUUUGCCACAAUUUCAUCAAAGAUGGAGCUAAAAUCCUGACCCACUCAUCAUCCCGGGUGGUUCUGAAAGUGCUGGAGAAUGUGGCAGCGGAUAAGAAGCGCUUUAGCGUCUAUGUUACAGAGUCCCAACCAGACUCCUCAGGAAAUCAGAUGGCCGAGAAGCUACGGAAGCUAAAUAUCCCAGUCACAGUUAUCCUGGAUGCUGCAGUGGGCUAUGUAAUGGAGAAGGUAGACCUUGUGAUAGUUGGAGCAGAAGGAGUUGUGGAGAGUGGAGGCAUAAUUAAUAAGAUUGGCACCUAUCAGAUGGCAGUGUGUUCUAAAGCCCAUAAUAAGCCAUUCUACGUGGUGGCAGAGAGUUUCAAGUUUGUCAGGCUCUAUCCCCUCAACCAGCAAGAUGUUCCUGAUCGAUUUAAGUACAAAGCUCACACCCUUAAAACAGCUGAAGACCUGGACAAAGAGCACCCUAUGGUUGACUACACCCCUCCUUCCCUCAUCACCCUGCUGUUCACCGACCUGGGAGUUCUCACUCCGUCAGCCAUCAGUGACGAACUCAUCAAGAUUUACCUAUGAGUCUUUCCCAUCCUACAUGAUCAAUAGAGAGAGGGGGAUGACCAUUGUGCACUUAAUGGCAGCUGUGCUAUGCCUUCUCUGCUGAUGGUGCUUUGGCCUGGGUGACUCCACUUGUUUUGCAAGCUUCUUGUGUAAAAUAAAACCAGAAUAUCAGGAGA